AUGAUCCGAUCAAGUGAGUCGCUCAAACGACACGAUCUGCCAGGCAGCGGCGUCUGCCUCAGUAGCUCCUACAUUCCACCCGGUCUGGGCGAUGCUGAGGCCUAUCCACCGCAUCGUUCAAACAUGGUCCUCGGCUCAGGCAUUGUUCUGGGUUCUACAAAGGGUUUGGAAUGCGAAAAUGGCUUUUUCCAGAGCAAACUGAGUGUCGCUGAGAAACUCACACAGGCACACAACAAGGAGAUUCUGAAAAAGGUUGGCUCUGACCUUGGUCAGGUCUCCGACGGUAUGACUGCUAGUCAGGUGGUGAGUGAACUCCGUUUGACAACUACUCAUUGGUACAACUGUUUGACGUUCUUUUUCUACAAAGGUCACCACUGUUUGUACUAUUUUGGUUAUUAAUAGGGGUUUUCGGCCGAUUUGAGUAAAGCAACUGAUCCAUUUGUGAAAAAGCUGGCUUCCUCUCCGGAACUCGAACUCAGUGCUCCCGGUCGCGGUCUCGUAACUCGGAUUAAAAUCGAUUUACACUAUGCGCCAAAUCGUCUCUUCAAACUAGUGUUCACAGAUGCCCUGACAAUGAAAUUUAUCGAACAAGGGAAAAUUAUUGGUCAUUGUCAUAUUUUCAUGACGGAUAUCCUAGGGAUUUCGUUCAACUGGGCCUCAGAAAACAGGAAGUAAAAAACCAAAGGUGGUUCUAGUCAGGCCCCCAAAACAGGCUCAGUGAGUGACCGAUCACAUGAAAUGCUGGCCGAAAUUCUGAAAUGCGUUUUCGACUAGAAGGGGUUACUUGGGUGGGGUUGUAGUAUUGAUUACCACGCGAUUUAAUCCCACAAUAUUUCGGACUCGCCAGGAUAUCAGUUUUUGAAUGUACUUUUUUUUCGACCUCCUACAGAAACCGCACUCGGUAAAAAAUAACUACUUGAAUAACACAUUUUUCACGCCGAUUUUCGGUGGUCUUAUGAAUUUAAAUAUAUUUUAUAAAAGAAACAAACAUAAAAUAUGUUUUCUUUUACUCGGUUAAUAGAAAACCACUUUGUCUUCACAUUUUAUACCCGAAGAAAGUGAAUAUUUUGUUUUUAAAAAGUUUCCCAUUUUCCCGAUAAUUUUGGGCCAGAUCAGCCGUGUUAUUAGCGUUAAGCUAUUUCAGGCUACAAGAUGCAUGCUUUCCGCGUACGGAAAAUCAUAUAUUCCUUUGUGAUUUUAAGAAAACACUAUAUAGAGUCCAUAAAAUGUUGCAAUGGAUGCGAACUAUGUUGUACAUUUCAUGAGGAGCGUUGGUAAACGGACAGGUACGAUGCUGUAUGGAUGGAAUCACACGGUCUUAAAAAUCUCGUAAUAGGAACAUUUUAAAAUGGAAAGACAUUCCUUCCUCCUCCUCCUCCUCCUCCUCCUCCUCCUCCUCCUCAUCAUCAUCAUCAUCAUCAUCAUCAUCCUCUCCCUCCCCCAUCUUUCUCUCUCCCCUUUCUUUGUCAUAUGCCCUCAAACUCCCUCCUCCAAUCUCGAGUCCAGCAAAACGAGGUUGACUUGCCUGUCAUUUCUGACUUGAGCUCAGAAGCGGGUGGACGGUAUCGGAUGAUGGGGUGGGACAGUAAUCAUAGGACAGGGUUAGUAAGCAGUCGCAUGACUUUUUAUUGGCCGACCACACCCGAGUCCCUCAUAGUUGAGAAUUGAUAGCACUUGCACGGUUGAUCACGGCGAAGUGACCAAUCGCGGAACGCGACCACAAACGUCAUUCUCAUUUCCUGCUUCUGGUGAUACGCUCUAACACGAAUCCCGAAUGCCGGCGGAUAAAGCUGUUUUUUUAUAGCCAUCGCGUAUUUAUCGUAAGCACUACCUGGAAUCCACACUUUUACGCCUAUCGUCAGGCCUCGACGCCUACCCGCCAAUCCCGGUAUUGUGUGUUCGUUUGUGCAAAUUCUAAAUUGCCUACGUCUGACUACUCCGAAUCCAGUCGACCAACAGUUAAGUAAAUAAACCAUUAUUAUGGAUGGACUGGUUGUCUGCGUCAAUUUUUGAUACUUUUGCUCACUUUUAGGCUCCCAUAUACGAUUAUGAAUGCACUGCAGAAGGACUAUAUAAAUAUUGAUAUGCUAAUAAAAGCGAAAAGGCGAGUUACAGAAAGUGGUCGCCAAGAAGGAGACACGGUCGCUGGAACAGGAGGUUUAUUAGCCCGACGUUUCGGAUUCUCACUCGAGACAGAGUCAGAAAAGGGUAGUGGAUUGUCCAGGUGUUACGAUAUUUGUAGGAUGUAGUUGCUAGGCCGCUACAUGCCUAUCACAGUUGGCAACUCCCGAGUGCGUCACGGCAGUAAGCAGUUGCCAUGCGGUUGCUUUACGCUUAUGUACUGGUCAAGAUUGUCGGCUCCUACACUCAUCGCACGCAGCCGUGUUGCCGACGAUCGGAUUUCGUCAUUCAUGUGGACUCCUGGGCAGUUUGGCUCGCAGACACUGCUAUAUAAAGACAGCAGUUAUCUGCACGCUCUCCUCGCGGCCAAUUAUUUUGCCUAAGCAAAGUCUCAGUGCCGAAUAUGAAGAGAGGAGGUCGUUGCGCUUGUUGAUUGACUGAAAACCGGAAAACGCUGACUCGAGUAGUUUGCGGCGAAGCGAGAGACAAAAUCCAACCGGCCGAGAAUUUUGGAUAGUUCUCCCAUGCGUGAAGAAUGCUUCGGAAGUCCUCAGCCUCCUUCUAAGCUCAUGUGACAAAGCCACCAAUUAAGCGCAGCACCAUUUUGCAAACUUGAUCGUUUUCGG
Molecule: messenger RNA, 2747 nt
Organism: Spirometra erinaceieuropaei
Lineage: Eukaryota; Metazoa; Platyhelminthes; Cestoda; Diphyllobothriidea; Diphyllobothriidae
Source: the annotation of a GenBank genome assembly